Messenger RNA from Chinchilla lanigera (long-tailed chinchilla), 3124 nucleotides. It is a transcript of the gene Arrdc3, whose product is annotated as arrestin domain containing 3. Gene Ontology annotation, biological process: protein transport. The record is from RefSeq and is a predicted model, not a curated record. Gene Ontology annotation, cellular component: cytoplasm. NCBI's taxonomy places the organism in Eukaryota, Metazoa, Chordata, Mammalia, Rodentia, Chinchillidae.
UUUUUUUUUUUUUCUUUCUGCACGGCAAAGACAUCGAUCAGUGUCUGAAGAUCACAUUUUACAUGCGAUCUUGAGUUUGUCCCCUUUUGGUCUUACAUUAUAUUUUUAUAGGUUUUGUUACAACCAUGGUGCUGGGCAAGGUGAAGAGUUUGACGAUCAGCUUUGACUGUCUCAAUGACAGCAAUGUCCCCGUGUACUCCAGCGGGGAUACCGUCUCAGGAAGGGUGAAUUUAGAAGUUACGGGGGAAAUUCGAGUGAAAUCUCUGAAAAUCCACGCCAGAGGACACGCGAAAGUGCGCUGGACGGAAUCGAGAAACGCCGGCUCCAACACUGCCUAUACGCAGAAUUACACGGAAGAAGUCGAGUAUUUCAACUACAAAGACACGCUCAUCGGGCACGAGAGAGACGAUGAUAGCUCCGAGGAAGGCUUUCACACCAUUCAUUCAGGAAGGCACGAGUACGCGUUCAGCUUCGAGCUGCCGCAGACACCACUUGCUACCUCAUUCGAAGGCCGGCAUGGCAGUGUGCGCUAUUGGGUGAAAGCCGAACUGCACAGGCCUUGGCUUCUACCAGUAAAAUUAAAGAAGGAAUUUACAGUCUUUGAGCAUAUAGAUAUCAACACUCCUUCAUUACUGUCACCCCAAGCAGGCACAAAAGAGAAGACGCUGUGUUGCUGGUUCUGUACCUCAGGCCCAAUCUCCUUAAGUGCCAAAAUCGAAAGGAAGGGCUACACCCCAGGUGUACGUGGACAUCCCAGGGGCGAUGGACUUAUUUCUGAACUUGCCGCUGGUCAUCGGCACCAUCCCCCUGCACCCAUUCGGCAGCAGAACAUCCAGCGUGAGCAGUCAGUGCAGCGUGAACACGAACUGGCUCAGCCUGUCCCUCCCCGAGAGACCUGAAGCGCCGCCCAGCUAUGCAGAAGUGGUGUCGGAGGAGCAGAGGCGGAGCAACCUCGCGCCCAGCGGCGCUUGCGAUGACUUCGAGCGCGCACUGCAGGGGCCGCUGCUCGCCUACAUUCAGGAGUUCCGGUUCCUGCCCCCUCCACUCUACUCAGAGGUGGACCCGAACCCGGAGCAGGCAGACGACAGGCCCUCGUGCCCGUCCCGCUGAAGGGCGCCGGCCACCGGUGCGGUUCCGAACUGCGGCCUUCGGUGAGGAUGAGGACAGGAGGCCUUGGAGACACGAUGGCGGAGUGACUGUGCCUGGAGCCUGGAGGCACGACGUGCAGUGGCCACUCUUGGCUUGGCCACCGCAACACCGGGGACUGCUGCCACCGGCAGGCCAGGCCCCGUCGUCCGUCCGGGCAGACACCGCCUUCUUUGAGUUGAAUUUUGCACACGCGAUGCUUACCUUGUGCGGUUCGAUGUCACUACAGCUUUGUUCCCAUUCCGCUGGACUCCGGCGUGCUUCUGUGUCCGCACAAGGGACGGAGCUCUGCAGGACCUGGACAUGUGCUGACACCGGGCUUACGGAUGCGGCCUGGCCUCUCCGAGCACGCACAGGUCACCACGAGCGGCCAUGUCACCCCCAGCGUCGUGGGCAGCCAGGGGCGCCACGCCGGCUCGGGUGGUGACUGGGGAGCAGAGGGGACAGAUUGGCCGCGGGCGCCCCCUCGGUCCCCGUCCACGGUGUGUUGCCUUCCUACUUCACAGCGAGCAGUGUGUCACCACCUGCCCGAGUCACUUAUCUCAGGUGAACGCGUCACUUGCCAAACGUCGGAAUGCGCUGUGUUUCCUUGCACUGUUGAGUUCUGGGUGGUUUCGUUUUUUUCCUGUUGUUGAUUUGGUUGGCUUUUCGGAGUGGGAAAUUUGGAAAUGGGACGUACACAGAAGUGACACCCCACCAGGUGGCCCUGUGCCCUGGGGAGCAGCGGGCAAGGCGGAGGCAGCUGCAGGUGUCCAUGGUGCAAGACCAGUCGCUCAGGAGGGAAGGAGGGACGAUGUGUCACCUCCUGGGGACCGAGGUGCCCUUUUGGGCGGGGUGGGCCCUGGGCCGCCUGCCUGGGUCACCUCCAGGAGUGCGAAUCCCGGCCACUACAGUGUCUGCUGGGCCAUGGUCGCAUAUUUUUUUGUUUAUGAAAAUUGUUUUUUCAUCAUUUAAAGAACAAGUUGCUAAAGAUGUGAAGCCACCCUUCUGUGAACAGAGUGAUGAGGUACUAAGGUGGUGACACUGGUGACGGACAGUUAUUGGCGGUGGGGUGGAAACUUACCAGCACUCAAGAAACCCGAAACCUGCAGUCACUGAGGGACCACGUGGACUUGUCCUGGCGUAAGAAGGGCUCAGCCAGUGUCUCACCUCAGACCAGCAUCCUGGGCACCCUGUGAGCCCAGCCGGCCCGACGUGACUGUCCACCGCCUCCUGCAGAGCAGGCUUUCUCCAAGUGGCCUUCCAGGAAACACGACAGCUCAUGUUCGCCGACUGCUGACGGGCCCGGGGCGGGGAUGGGUCGCGUUUUAGGCGAUUUGGGGAGGGCUGGGUGCCUCCAGCAGCCGUGUGUGGAGGAGGAUGGGGGGACUGUUUCUGUACCCUUAAAUCACUUUGUGAAUGUGCCCCUCAGGAGAAGCUAGUGGGAUUCCGUGCACACAGGGCAUUUGGGGGUUUCUGCUUGGGUGGGGCCUGCCAGGACCCCCUUUGUGUCCUCUCCGACCGAAGGGAACUGCGGUCACCUGCACGGCGUGGGGCGCUGCGCAGGGCGGAGCAAGAACACCACAGUGCGCCCGCUCUGGUCCAAAGCAACAGUUAGAAAACUUUAUCAAAUAAAGUUUUAUUUUCCCCAUUAAAGUGUUUCUUUACUCACUGAGAGGCAUUACUUUUUCUAAAUAUUGGUCAAUUCCGGAUACAAGGGUGAGGUUCACAGUUGUAUUCCAUAUUCACAGUUUCCUGAUUUUUCAAUUAGGAAAAGUCAAAUCCAAAAUGUUAGCAAAACAAAGUGCAAUAUUGAAUGUCUGCUUUAUAGAUUAUAUUCUAUGGCUGUUUGUAAUUUUCUGUUCGUUUUUUUUUAAUUUGGUGCUGAACAUGUAUGUCCUUGUAGGCUGUUUUAAGAAAACAAUAUGUGGGAAAUGAUUUAAUUUUUCCUAUUGCUCUUCCUUGUGGAAAAUAAAGUGUUUUUUUUUUCUUUUUUGUA